Dipodomys ordii (Ord's kangaroo rat) is the source of this 1059-nucleotide messenger RNA. RefSeq names its product LSM11, U7 small nuclear RNA associated (gene Lsm11). Gene Ontology annotation, molecular function: U7 snRNA binding. The transcript is spliced from 5 exons. The record is from RefSeq and is a predicted model, not a curated record. Lineage: Eukaryota; Metazoa; Chordata; Mammalia; Rodentia; Heteromyidae. Gene Ontology annotation, biological process: mRNA 3'-end processing by stem-loop binding and cleavage. Gene Ontology annotation, cellular component: U7 snRNP. The coding region runs from base 1 to 990 and encodes 329 amino acids.
AUGGAGGAGCGCGAGUGGGGGGCGAGGUCGGCGCUGGCGGGGAGCCCCGCGAACCCGCCGAGCCCGCGGCUGGAUGUCAGCUCGGACAGCUUCGACCCGCUGCUGGCCCUCUACGCGCCCUCCCUGCCGCCCAUCCCCUACCCCAACGCGCCCUGCUUCAACAACGUGGCGGAGUACGAGAGCUUCCUGAGGACCGGGGUGCGGGCGGGCGGGCGCGGGGCGCGGAAACGUGGCUCUCUGCCAUUGGAGCCUGUCACCGAGGUCACCGAGGUCACCAAGGUGGCCGGAGGAGUUCAUGUGCUCAUUUCGAGUGGGAACCUCAUUUUUCCCCUUGACACCUUGACACUUAUGGAUGUGCAUGAGGGCAGCCCCCUGGGCGAGCUCCACCGCUGCAUCCGGGAGGGGGUGAAGGUCAACGUUCACAUCCGCACUUUCAAGGGGCUCCGGGGCGUCUGCACCGGCUUCCUCGUGGCCUUCGACAAGUUCUGGAAUAUGGCACUUACAGAUGUGGAUGAGACCUACCGCAAACCUGCUCUGGGCAGGGCAUACGAGCGGGAUUCUUCGCUGACUCUCACGAGGUUGUUUGACCGGCUGAAGCUCCAGGAUUCCUCCAAGAAGGAUGCUGAUUCGAAGUCUGCGGUGGAAGACUCCACGCUGUCUAGGCACUCACAGACGUCCACCUGGAAGGUGGCGUCCGUGUGGGGCCGAGGAGACACGGACCGGAGCGCCCGCAGGCGGUCACGCUCCGUCCCUUCCUCCCUGCAGGCUUCUGGGAGGGAGGAGUCGAGGUCGGAGCUGUCAGCGAGGACUACCCGGACCGAAGGGUCCAGUGCCGGAGGUACGGUCUCCAGGGCCACCACCCUGUCCCGGGGCCAGCCCCGGAAGAAAAAGCGAAAGCCCAAGGUGGAUUACCAGCAGGUGUUCACCCGACACAUCAAUCAGAUUUUCAUUCGGGGCGAGAACGUCCUGCUCGUUCAUCUCGCACAGUGACCACCAGCUCAGCCUCCGCCUGAGCUUUGGGUGUUAGAAAUAAAGUGCAUGCAUCUCUCCUAUACCACA